This is a messenger RNA of Kalmanozyma brasiliensis GHG001, 1545 nucleotides long. RefSeq names its product JmjC. The record is from RefSeq and is a predicted model, not a curated record. The coding region runs from base 1 to 1545 and encodes 514 amino acids. Lineage: Eukaryota; Fungi; Basidiomycota; Ustilaginomycetes; Ustilaginales. Gene Ontology annotation, molecular function: 2-oxoglutarate-dependent dioxygenase activity. The transcript has a single exon.
AUGACUCAUCCGCAACGGAGCAACCGUGACAAUGCUGAGCUCGUAGAAGCCGUUCUGGCUCAGCUGUCACAACCGGUUGUUGAAUCUGCUACCCAAGCCGAGCAGACAGGUUUCGCUGCUCUCGCUGCGCAGCGGCAGAUACGAGAACACGCAGCAGCUGCGCGAUCCAUCGAGGACUCGGAAGGUUCCGAAGAUGAUCUCAGCUCGAUCCUCUCCGCACUCACGGCGUUGACACGCUUAUGUGAUCUCAAAUUCGUUACUUUCAGCUACAGCAGCAUUCCACCCGUCUGGAGAGCUGUCUACAUCGAUGCGCAGCUCAUCAAGGCAUGCUGCGCACUCAAGGACCACGUCGGGACCCAUUCCGAGCAUGCAGCCUUGCUUAAGAGACGCGUGCGUGACUUGGACUUGGCUCUGAUCACGGCUGGCGCCGCUUCCACAAGCAGAGCAAAGCACUGUUACGAUCUCAUCCUUGCGCUGCAGGCCAAGCUACUCGAGAUGGAGCCGUAUGAUUCAUCGCAGCCGUCACAGCGCUCCGAGGAUCAUGUACCGCCACAGAAGCGUAUCAAAACAGCGCAGCGCCAGGCGACAAGGCCGCAGCCCUCUCCAUCGACUCAGGCCGAUUCGCUCAUUCGCGAGUUUGCAUUCGAAGAGGCGCCAUCCUUCACGGACCUAGCAGAGCAGAAUGCGUCUGUCUGUCUCGGACCGUUCAUCGUCAGGAAGUACGCCCAGAACAUCGGCUGGUCAGCGCUCAAGACGGGCACUGAUGAGUCUGUGCCCGGCUCGUGGUCCUCGAUGGAGUAUCUCCUUCAAGUCGCAGGUCCAGCUAGAAUUGUACCCGUCGAGGUCGGAGCCAACUACACGCGCAAAGAAUGGGGCCAAGACAUCAUGCUCUGGAGCGACUUUCUUCGUCACUGUCGCUGGGACGAAUCUGACGAGCUCGAUAAUGACGGGGCUGACCAUAGUGACGAAGAGCUUCGGUCGGACCCACUGCUGCUUUACAUGGCACAGCAUGAUCUCUCAAGUCAAUUCCCACGUCUCGAGCAGGAUUACACCCUUCCCGACUACGUCUACACAUCGCCGCCUGCUCCCAAGGACUGGCCAGAUUACGAGCCUCCUUCGACGGCUGCAGCAGUCGUGACCAACCUUUGGAUCGGCCCAGCGGGUACUGUGUCUCCCCCGCAUUUCGAUCCUUACUACAACUGCUUUGUGCAGGCAGUGGGAUUCAAAGAGGUCUGGGUUGCACCUCCGCAAUGCCGUCCGUGCCAGACGACAAUCUCUGUUGAUCAUCCAACUCCUGCGAAUCAUCAGGCACAUGCGGCUGCAAUUGGAGAGUUCAGCCAGACAGCAGUGUCCAUCGCAGGUUCUCUGAUGACCAACACAGCAAGCGUUGAUGUCUUCGAUACGCUUCAUCGGGCGCCACAACACGUCAGGAGUGCGGCAAGCAAAGCGGUUCUGGGUCCAGGCGAUCUCCUCUACAUGCCGCCAGGCUGGUGGCAUUCUUUGCGCAGCUUGGCACGGAGCUUUUCCGUCUCGAUUUGGUUCUAG